Messenger RNA from Cylindrotheca closterium, 1233 nucleotides. Lineage: Eukaryota; Bacillariophyta; Bacillariophyceae; Bacillariales; Bacillariaceae. The record is from the annotation of a GenBank genome assembly.
AUGCUAUCCAGCGAUUGGCGAUCAUACGGCGCCACUGAAAGCAGCUUUGAUGAUGGUCACAUUCCUGAAAAUCUAAAAGAUUCAAUUAGAGAAGCAAAAAUUGUGCAGUACGACAUGUUCCAGCAACAAGAACCAGUGGUACACGUCUACAACGAUGCUUUUGCAGACACUGAUAUUAUAGAUGCCAUAUAUACCAAAACUGCAGGUUCAGAUCCCGAAUCUAAAGGGAACAAUGCUUGGGGGGAUUAUGUAACUAUUGAGCAAAUAGAACGGUGCUGGGAGAACAGUAAUGCCAAUGAAUCAUCGAUAGUUGUAAAGAUAACAGCAGAAUACUUGAGGCUGGCUCUAGGUGAAGGAACCAAACUCUGGAAGCAGUACCCGCCAAGCAAAAGUAACUCACAGCCUCUGUUCUCUCGAGAACAGUUGAAAGAGGUUCAUGGUAUAGCCGUAUGGGGUUUGGCAGCUUCAUCUGGCACCUCUGUUCCGUUUCAUCUCGACUAUGCCGAACAGAUACGCUACGAACGAAAUAUAAUUGUACCGCCUCUAUUGGCAGGCACUUUACAGUGUACGAAAGAUCAAAUUGAUGGUGGAGACUUUUAUGUCAGCUUGAAAGGAAUUCCACACUAUGAAAUAACCGGCUACAAAGCGAAACGACAACCAGUAGAUAUGAAAGACCCUGGCGUUAUUUCCCUCCCAUACAAGUACAACCAACUAACAUGUCAUCUUGGCAAUCUUCCCCACGGAAGCACAAAAGUGGAAAAGAUUCAUGGAGAUCAACUCCGUGUGAUUGUUGGCUUUAACGUAUUUUGUGCCAAAUCGGGACCGCUGGUACAGCUCGCCCCUGAACAUAGUGACAAAUUUCGGCGGAAAGUACUUGGAAUGAAAAUGUUUUCACAGAAUGUCAGUCUCGAAUCCAUUAGGAAGAACAAACCCUUGACUCGUUUGCUCGUAAUGGCAAAACGAGAAAAGGCUAAGAACGAAUUCCGGCAGUCUCAGGAGACAUUGAAACGAGAAAUACUCUCAUACCUACCAGCUACUGUACAAGAGCUAGCCGAUCGAUUUUGCUCCGACCCCGCAAAUUCCUCGUGGCCAUAUACACCGGGAGAUUUACAAAUGUUCAUUUACGAUCAAGUUCUGAAGGGGGAGUACCGUUUGGCGGCAUUCGGAGACGAGCCAUCGAGUUCCAAGGAUUCGGUAUCAAUGACAGCGACGGUAGAACUGGUUUCGACGUAG